AUGGAGUGCAGUGUGCACCGUGCGACGACCACCCACACCCCCCAGCCCCUCCUGCCCCCCCCCAUUGCACCCUGCAGCCCAGCUCGCCCCCCUGCCCCCCGCUGCCCCCCACCCCAUUCCCAUUCCCCCCAGACUGGGACCAGCCCUCCCCCCUCAGUGCCCUGCAGUCCCGCCUGUCCUGGGACCCCCAGUCCCCUCCCAGUUCCAGCCCCCCUGGCACCCCCCAGCCCAGCGACCUCUUCUACCCCAGCCCCGGCAUCCCCCAGUCCAGCAGGCCCUACCCCCCCAGUAUCCCCCAGUCCAGCCAGCCUUCUCCCACCAGUGUCCUCCAGUCUAGCCGACCCCUUCCCCCCAGUACCCCCCAGUCCAGCCAGCCCUUUCCCCCCAGUAUCUUCCAGUCAGGCCAGCCUUUUCCACCCACUAUCUUCCAGUCCAGCCACCCUUUUCCGCCCAGUAUCUUCCAGUCCAGCCAGCCCUUUCCCCCCAGUCUCCUCCAGUCCAGCCAGCCCUUUCCCCCCAGCCUCCCCCAGUCCAGCCAGCCCUUCACGUCCUUCAGCUUCCCGUGCAUCCUGCAGUCCAGCCAGCCCUUCUCCUACCGCAGCCCCCCCCGACUCCCCAAAUCCUGCAAACUCUUCCCUCCCAGCGCCCUGUGCCCCCUCUCCCAGUCCAGCCAGCCCUUCCCGGCCUGUGCCCCCCCAUGUCUCCCCCAGUCCAGCCAGCCCUUCCCCUACCGCAGCCCCCCGCGGCUCCCCAAGCCUAGCGACCCCUUCCCCUUCUACCUGCCCCCCUACAGCCCCCUGGGGGUCCCCCAGUCCAGCAGACCCUUCCCCUUCUGCACCCCGCCCUGCAUCGCCAAGGCCACCGAGCUCUUCCCUUGCUACGUGCCCCCCCAGCCCAGCAGACCCUUCCCCACCUACACCCCCCUCCCCAUCCCGCAGUCCAGCAGGCCCUUCCCCUCCUCCGGGACCACCCAUCCCACCCCGCCGUGCACCCCGCAAUCGCCAGACCCCCUCCCUCACCGCCCCCUCCAGCCCACGCGCCGCCGGGGCUCCUUGUCCCCCCGCCUGCACGUCUGGGGGGUUCCCUCCCCGCCCCAAAACCCCGCCACCCCCUGAGCGGGUGCUCCCCCUCCCCAUCCAGCCGCGGGACCACCCCCCUCCCGCCUUUCCCAUGGGGGACGCCCCGACGGCGGAGCUGGACGCGGUGCUGGACGGGGGCGCUUGGGAAGUGGGGGCGACCUUCGAGGGGUCCCCCGCGCCCCCUGCGCCCGUGAGCCUGGGCAGGACCGUCUGCUACGUGGUGCUGGCCGUGCUGUUCAACGAGGAGGGCGCGGUGCUGCUGGUGCAGGAGGCGAAGCCCGAGUGCCGCGGGAGGUGGUACCUGCCCGCGGGCAGGAUGGAGCCCGGGGAGGGGGUCGUGGAGGCCCUGCGGAGGGAGGUGAAGGAGGAGUCGGGGCUGGAGUGCGAGCCCGUCACGCUGCUGGCGCUGGAGGAGCGCGGCCCCGCCUGGAUCCGCUUCGCCUUCCUGGCGCGCUCCGCGGGUGGGACCCUGAAGACCCUCGAGGAGGCGGACGCCGAGUCCCUGCAGGCCCAGUGGUGGUCGGGGGACCCCCGAGCGCUGCCCCUGCGCUCCCUGGACAUCCUGCCCGUGCUGGACCUGGCCGCCCGCUACCGCCGGAGCCCCCCGCACCCCCCGACCCUGCCCCGCCAGCUGCCCUGUGCCCCCCUCUGCCUGCGCCUCCUGCUGCCCUUCACCAGCACCACUGGUGACCUGUGGGUGCUGCUGGGCACCGCUGGGACCCCCCACCUGCCCGUGGUGGCCUGUGGCACGUCCCCCCCCGAGCUGCGUGCGGGGCUGUGCCGGCCCGCGCUGCGCCUGCUGCGGGACUGCCUGCCCUGGGACCCCCCCUGGGACCCCCAGCCGGGGGUCCUGGGGCUGCUGGGGCUGCAGCACCGGGCUGGGGGGGCCGGGGGGGCUGAUGGCAUCUGCUUCAACGUGGUGCUGAGCGCCCCGGGCACCCGCGGGGAUGUGCCCCCCGAGCCGUGUGACCCCGCGCUGCGCUGGUGGCACGUGGAGGACGAGGGGCUGAGGGGCCGCAUCCUGCAGCGGCUCCGGGCCACGGUGCCCAUCCGUAGUUAGUGCCAGGGAAGCCUGGAUUUGGGAAUGGGGCAAGGCAAGGGGGGGUGUCUGAGCGGGACACGCAUCCAGGGGUCCUGCUGAAGGUGGGAGCCCUGGGAUGGAUGUGCUUGUGGAUGCUUUGGGGCAGGUCGUGGUCUGGGGGUGCUGGGACCACAGGUAAAAUAAAUCUGGCUGCUGCUGCUGCUGCUGCUUCCACC
Messenger RNA from Pipra filicauda (Wire-tailed manakin), 2336 nucleotides. RefSeq names its product nudix hydrolase 18 (gene NUDT18). The transcript is spliced from 4 exons. The record is from RefSeq and is a predicted model, not a curated record. The coding region runs from base 1 to 2139 and encodes 712 amino acids. Gene Ontology annotation, molecular function: 8-oxo-GDP phosphatase activity; 8-oxo-dGDP phosphatase activity; magnesium ion binding. NCBI's taxonomy places the organism in Eukaryota, Metazoa, Chordata, Aves, Passeriformes, Pipridae.